Messenger RNA from Prorocentrum cordatum, 824 nucleotides. The record is from the annotation of a GenBank genome assembly. NCBI's taxonomy places the organism in Eukaryota, Dinophyceae, Prorocentrales, Prorocentraceae.
AGCCAUUUCGGCUCACGCAAGUCUGGCUCAGGGCUCGCAGGCUCGAGGCUCGCCUCCGCCGCAGGGCUCGUAGGCAGCCAUGGCGCCGAAGGCGAUCGCGGGGGAGAAGAAGGCGAGCAGCAAGAAGGCAACCAAACAGCCCGUGCGCCUCUACGCCAAGGGCGUAAUCUUGGGCUACAAGAGGAGCAAGUCCAACGUGUACCCGAACACCACGCUCGUGAAGAUCGACGGGGUCCGCACGAGGGAGGACACCACCUACUACUGCGGCAAGCGCAUCGCCUACGUCUACAAGGCGAAGAAGGAGGUCAAGAACUCGAAGUACCGCGUGAUGUGGGGCAAGGUCCGCCGCCCCCAUGGCAACUCGGGCGUGUGCCGCGCCAAGUUCAAGAAGGCGAUCCCACCCCGCGCCUUCGGGGCCCCCGUCCGCGUCAUGAUGUACCCCAGCAGCGUCUGAGGGGCCCAGUUCUCUCCCCGGCGCUCCUGGGCCUGCUGCGGCAGUGCUCCUCCCCGCCUUCGUGCCCGCGCUUUCCUGCAGCAUCCCCCCUCUUCCCUCGUCCUCCUCCCGCAUGCCAGCAGAGCGCCGUGGCCAGGAGCGGCAGCUGCGAUGCCUGCGCCCCCGCGCCGCGUCGUCCGUGCCAGGUGCCCCUCCCCUCCAAAAGAGCAGAAGAGUGCAGAGCCAGCCAACACGGCGCCCAAGAUCGUGCAGCAGACGCCCUGCUUGCUCCUCGAAGCUCGGGCUUCCAGGAGGAGCUGGCGACCACCCCCCCCCCCGGUCGUGGCGGCGACGCUCUGGGCAUCGCCCGGGGUCUGGCGAAAGGGUGCCC